UUCACAGAUAAAGUGUUUCUGGUUAUUGUAAACAAAUAAAAUACACAAAAAUACCAAUGAAAAACGCAAGAAAAUAAUAGAUUUUUAUACACCGCAAUAGCUUCCAAGUGUCUUAAGGCAAAAUGGAUAAUAAAAAAGAUAUUUACAAUCUAUGGGUGCAAUAUACAACAAAGAAUGAAGAAUCAUAUUUUCGUGAAUUUAUCGAACGCUUCGUUAGCAUUUGGCAAAGUCAAUUAUCAUUGGAUUUCAACUCCGAACAAUGUCCCUAUUGGCAUGAGGUUAAGCCCGACAGUGGCCCACAUUUGGGUCGUCUACCCGAUGAACUUUUACCGGCAAUUGGUAAAUUCAUUAUAGUCGCCAGCGAUUCGUGCCAAAAUGGUGAAAUUUCUGAUGAUACUAUACGUCAAAUUGCCAUACUCGUAGAUUGUUUGAUAAUCGUUUGCCGGCAUUUUGAUAAUAUUUUGGCCAUUAUUAAAUAUGAAUAUAAAUCAAAUUUAAUUGCUAUUUUAACAAAUGUAUUUCAUCAGUGUAUACAAGAAAAAACUACUUCAAAUGAGGUUUCACAUCUAUUUCGUAGUUUUUCACAAUUUUUAGAAGUUAUGUACGACCCCUACUUGACAUGGCGUAGUUUUUUACGCAAGAAUUUUGCUGAUUAUAAAAAAUUACCCUACAAACCACACAGCGUUCAUGUGGAAAUAAUACCAUUUAUUUAUGACUGUUUCCAACAAAAUGAUAUAACCAAAUAUCCAGAUAUUGGUGAAUCAUUAAUGCACACCUUGGGAGCAAUAAUAUGUGGAUCUCAGAAAACUUUAGCUGCAAUUAAUUUUAAAAAUCUUAAAAGUUCUGGUGAUGGUGUUCAAACUUGUGAUAAUUUGCGCAAUGGCAUGCGAGCUAUUUGUCCCGCCACCGUUUCGGUUUUAAUAAAAAUUUUAUCGCAAUGGGAAACCUCGAAUGAUUUACGUAUUGUUACCUUAAGAUGUUGUGCUUUGAUGAUAAUUGUCUUACAAAAAUCUAGUCCAGAAGAACGCCAAAUAGACCUAAUAACUCUUAUAAAACUAUACUGUGAUGUUUUGGAUGACCUUUUAAAAACCGACAACUUUCACCGCACUUCCGGUGACACCUUUGAUAUCGGAUCCGAAGAAAAUGAUCCCAAUGAUCAGACCCUAGAUGUUAAUGCUCUUGACUCAUCUGUAGACAAUAUCAGUGUAUUUCUAUCCGAUGUACAAAGUUCUUCAUAUAUUUGUGAAGCAAUUGAGGAAACCAAUUUGGUGGAUAUAUUAAUUUCAAUACCGAAAUCCGUAAAAGCCUGGAAUCUUAACUAUGCACAACUUUUAAUUAAAGUUAUUAAAGCAUUGGCAUCCAUAACACGUAACUCCCCCAGGCUAACUGAACACAUACGUUACUAUGAUAAAGUGGGUAAACUGGUUAAUGGUCUAAUGGAGUUGGGAUUACCUUCGAUUGGUCUAUUGGAGGCAGCCAUAGAGUUGGCUUAUAAUGAAAACAUGGGUAUAAUAGUAUUACCCGAAGUCUUGACAAAACUUAUAGAAUGGCUGCCCGAAAUGGAUGUGAGAGAGCAGACAUAUUUAAGUGAUAGAAUUUUAAAAGCCUGUACUGACAAUUAUGGAACCAAAUCUGUUGCUUGUGAAACUCGUAUUAUAAAAUCUAUAUGUUUGUGUUUGCAUCGUUAUGAUAAACUGUCCGAUCAAUGUAUACAAAAUUACAUUAAACUUAUCGAAGAACUUAGUAAAUUAAGUAUUAUACCCAUAGAAUUGAAAAGUAUUUUUAGUCUCCUAAGAAAAGAAAGUAAAUUUCCACAUUCAAAACAAUUGUUACAGACCCUUGUAAGUGUUUCUUUGCAAUCGCUGACUAGCACAAAUUUGUGUUCACAGUACUUCAAUUUUUGUGAGUCCGGCGAUGGCAUAGUUGUAACCGAUAUUAAAAAUUGGUCGAUGUCUGGAGCUUAUGGUUUCAUUUUUCAUAUAUUGUUGCGUUUGGACAACAAACUGAAGCCACAAAAUGCGAAAACAAAAACAGACAGUGGAGAACCGGAGCAACGAGCCAAUUGCAGAAGAAUGUUAUUAAAUUUGCGCACUGGCAGCAAUACUGGUUUCGAAGUAUUCAUACAGAAUAAUGGCAACAUUGUGGUGGCUGCUUUAACAAAACGUGAAUAUUUAACAUCUUCGGUGGCCUCUAGCACUUUGUUGGAUGGCCAGUGGCAUUAUGUGACCGUGGCCAUUACACCGCCCAAAAGACCUUUUUCCUAUAGCCAAAUUAAUGUGUAUAUAGAUUUUAUGCAAAAAAUAAGUGCCACUUUAAAGGUGCAAGCUAUAAAUGAGCCAUUUAUUUACUGUUCAGUGGCUUCAGCCUUGCAGGAAAUAAAAACCUCUAAUGCUGACAAUGCCGGUAAUACUAAUACCUCUGUAAUGCCUCGCUCAUCAUCACAAGACACUAAUCAGUCUUACAGAGGCAUGUUGCCAAGUUUGUUGGAAAGAACUUUGUCCACAAAUGUAUCCAAUUAUUUCACUUUACCUUUGAGAACCCAAUCCACCUCUUUCGAUCCGAAUGUGAAAAAUUUUCCUGUUGGCAUGCAGGAAACCGUAUUUGGGGAACAGAAAUGUCUGUAUGGACAAAUUGGCGGCGUAUUGUUGGCUGAACCCACCACCAGUUUAAAAACCGUAUUCGAUGCUGGCAUACAUUUCAGCUCUAUUUUUUCCCAAGACAAUGAUAUUCUCGAGUUGACUUCAAGAUUUGUUUUCUGUUACUCGCCGGCCGCCUUUACACACAAUACCUGUUUGGAUUUAAUACCCAGUGGCAGAUAUUUGGGUCUGGUACAGGCCCAACAUUGUCAUAUAGUAAAAAUACGCGAUACCAUCAAUAGUGUGGGCGGCAUACAAGCUAUAUUGCCCAUAUUACAUCGUAUUAUAAAAGAGAAUAAUACAGAAUUUUCACUGGCAGCUGCUGCGGCAGAUUCGUCGGAAGAACCGGCAGAACCUUUGAAAACCCCUGUCACCGAGGAAUUUGCCGAUUGGGAGGUUUUAUCAUCAAACUCCUAUACCGAAUGGAAAAUGGUACAAUUUCCCAUAGCCAGCUUUAUGUGUUUCUUGCGCUAUUUAACCCAUGAACAUGACAACAAUCAAGAGAAUUUACUUAACAGUGAAUGUCUAUCCAUAAUUGGCAUGAUGUUGCAAAAAUGUCCGUCCAAAAUCUUUGAUGUCAACGCCUUAAUGGCCACACAUUUGUUUAUGGAAUCCAUACAGGGCCAUAAAUCCUCUACCGGACAAUCUAAUCUUCCCCUACUGGAUGAUCUCUACACCUCUAUAGCUUUCAAUUUCGAUAUAUGGGUUCAUAUGCCCUUCCAAAUUACAUUGGGUCAUGUCCAGUAUCUGGGUGCCAUGAUUAAGAAUGAUCGUAAAUAUUUUCGCCGAAAGUUUGGCAUACAAUUUUUCCUGGAUGUUAUACGCCAACAUUAUGGCACACCUGAGAGUAUAACACCCGAAGAUGCCAAAACUAUACGUUCCACCAUAUUUGCCAUAAUACGUUUCUAUCUGCAAAAGGAUGUCAAUAUCAAGGAGAUUAUUACGAUUAUUACGUUUUUAGCUUCGGUAAAGCAGGAUCAUGUUUUAAUUGAAUUUUUAGACAUGAUGACCAUGCAUAUCAAGGGUAAAAAUUGUCGCGAUCAAUUGAUUUUGCUGCUGCAUGAACCGCAAACGGCGAAUUUAAUUUACAACUAUUUUAUGGAUAAAACUUGUAGUUGUGAAUUGCAGGAGGCUGCCAUAAGGUUUAUCAGCGGUCUUUUGUCCACAUCACGUGUCCAGGGCAAAUACAAACAAAUCAUGCGUUUGCAUGAUCCCACCACCGAUGCUUCACUGUUUCCCGGUCUAUUUUCCUACACCAUACCCAUGCAGUUAAGCUCCACCAUACUCUUUCACAUGCUCGACGAAAUGCUAAAUACCGAGGUGGACUAUUGUGGCUUAAUAUUUCUGGUACAUCAAGUCAGCUCCUGCGAAUUGCCGGUUAAAUUAGAGGUGGCCAAACGUCUGCUACAAUGCACUUUUACCAAACAAAAUUCACCUCAAGCUAUAGCCAAACAGCCGGGUUGGCAAGAAUCUAUUGCUCGACUACUUAUACGCAGACCCAUUGAAAAUGUCAAACCCGAUGAGGAGAAACGCAAAAGUUUCGGCAUUAAUCUGGAUGUUUUGCUAGAGGAUGAAAAUAAAUUUGACAGUCAAGGAGAUCUCAUCAAUUUCUGUGAACAACAAAUGGAAAUUGAUCAUCCCGAACAUAGUGAUGGUGGUUUAAUAUUAAAUGAAAUACAGGCCAGUGUUUCGGAAGCGGCCAAUGUUUUGGAAUCGGAAUUUAAGGAACUAGCUGAAUCUGUUUCGGGUGUAGUGGCAGAAAAUGUAUCCUCGGUGUUUUCGGUAAUAAGACAAACGACUCACGAUCUACAAGACACAUUCGAGUCGCUGGCAAUGGGCUCCUCGACAGAAAACAUAGACACUAGCUCUCUAAAAGAACGAGCCGAUUCCAUAAGCUCUGAUAGUUCAUCACAAUCGGCUAGGGGUGGUGCCAAAAAGGGUGAUUCAAUCGAAAGUAAUUUGGAAUUUUCCUCUGAGGCGGAUGUAGACAGUGAAGAACAAUUGGUGUAUUUGGUAUCAAAUAUUCUAUUUACUGUUUUUUGGCGUGGUGUACCCAAUGACCAUCCGGAGUGUUGGAAGGAAAGGGGUCAAGUGUUGGGCUGUAUUAAUUUGUUGGCUUUGAAUAAUGAAUUGAUGGCCUCUCAUUUGUCGUUGAGAUUGCGCAUUUUGGAAAUGGCUGUUCAGGCUUCUUUGUUCGAUUUGGCGGAGCAUGGCAAUCAGACGUUGAUUAAUCAAGAAAACGCUUCACACAUUUUACGCAUGAUCUAUGACCUGGUGGUCUUGGGUUCCAACGAAGAUGAGUCCAAAAAAUGUUCCACCAAAUUGUUGGACGGUGUUUUAGCUUUACUCGAUGCUUUAAUGAUAUUCCAAUCGGAUUCUUCAGAUGAUUGGUCUGAUAUGAUACGUCUGUGUUUGGGUUUACUCUUAAAAUGUUCCCAUCAUCCAAAUCCCGGUGUAGUGGCUAUGGCCACUGCUAAACUCCAUGCCAUACUACAAUGUCGCACCACUGAGAAUCCCAGUGAAUUGGCUUAUCUACUAUAUUCCAUAAAUAAAGCUUUAGAUAGUGCUAUUGAGGUAGGCAAUCCCGAAGAAUAUUCAUUCCUCAUGCCGGUCAUGAAAGCUUUAAUAGAAAAAUGCCGCAAUGCUUUUAAUUUGGAGUCUGUGUUACCUGAUUUACCACCGACCUCUUCUGGCCCCGUGUUUUUCAAUGAUUUUCAAAUGUACAGCACCAGUAAGAAGUGGAAAAAUUUCAUGGAGAGAAUUGUUCAACCUCUCUUCGAUUCCUAUCAACGUGAGGUUGAGAUAAAUCUGUGGGAACCCAUCAAUCGUUAUUGGGCUGAAUGCUAUGAAGCAUGUAAAUUUGCUUCGAAAAAACGCAGUACAUUCCAAACCGAGAACAGAACACAAUUUCAAAAAAAAAUUGUUAUACCUUGGAAGGUGCGUCAAGUUGAAGAAACUACACGUUUGAAUGCAGCUGCAUUGCAGCAUAAACGUAAAUGCAGUCACAUAAAGAAGAAAUGGAAAUGUGCCAAGCGAUUCCUGUACGGGCCUCGCGGUCCCUGGUUUACGGGUGAUGUUAUGGACGAAUAUUGGACAUUAUCAAAUCAUGAAAAUGUAGCUCGAAUGAGAUUAAAACUGGAGCCCCAAUUAUAUCCCAAUAAACAUGACAAUGCCUCAAAGUUGCGAGACAAUGCAACAAAUCAUUAUGAUGCCAAAGAAAUUUCCGAAUUCGAUUCCACAAUUAAAAAUGUGGUUGUACGCGAUUUUCUGGCCAACGAUGAAAAUUCGCAACUGGAAGAAGACUUACGUAUGACAAUAGAACAACAAUCGCAACAAGACAAUACUUUAGAGAAAUUAGUUAUAUCGCAAGAAUGCGAACUGAUAACACUAAUGACCAAGGUUAAGGGUCGCAUUGAAGUUAAUCAAACGUUAUUUACAUUUAUUGACUUAAGUCCACCAGCUGAAGAUGGUUCAAAACAUGAUUUUAGAUUUUCUAUAAAUAAAAUACGCGAGGUACAUUUAAGAAAAUAUAAUUUAAGAAGAAGUGCUUUGGAAAUCUUUUUAAUCGAUCAAACAAGUUAUUUUUUGAAUUUUACCACCAAGACUCGCAAUAAAAUAUUUUCAAAAAUCUUAAGCCUACAACCGCCAAAUAUUUUAUAUGGUUCUGGCAGAUCACCGGCAGAGUUGUUGAAAACUUCAGGUUUGACACAAAAAUGGGUGAAUCGUGAAAUAUCUAAUUUUGAAUAUUUAAUGUAUUUAAAUACCAUAGCAGGACGUUCUUAUAAUGAUUUAAGUCAAUAUCCAGUCUUCCCUUGGAUUUUAGCAGACUAUACUAGUGAUGUAUUAGAUUUAACUGAUCCCAAAUCCUUUAGGGAUUUAAGCAAACCCAUAGGAGUGAUAAAUCCCAAAAACGAGGCCGAAGUGCGCUCUAAAUACGAUUCCUUUGAAGAUCCAUCCGGUGGCAUACCGAAAUUUCACUAUGGCACUCACUAUUCCAAUUCGGCUGGUGUUUUGCAUUAUCUUUUGAGAGUAGAACCGUUUACCUCGCUGCACAUUGAGUUGCAAAGUGGCCGUUUUGAUGUGGCCGAUCGUCAAUUUCACUCUAUACCACAAACCUGGAAACUACUAAUGGACAAUCCCAAUGAUGUCAAAGAACUUAUACCGGAAUUUUUCUAUUUUCCCGAAUUUUUAAAGAAUAUGAACAAAUUUGAUUUGGGCCACUUGCAAAUCACCAAGGAAAAAGUGGAUGAUGUCAUACUGCCACCUUGGGCUACCACACCUGAAGAAUUUAUAGCCAUACACCGCAGAGCCUUGGAAUCAGAAUAUGUUAGCAAAAAUUUACAUAAUUGGAUUGAUUUAAUAUUUGGCUACAAACAAAAAGGUCCCAAAGCAGCCGAAGCCUUAAAUGUUUUCUAUUAUUGUUCUUAUGAGGGAGCUGUGGAUUUGGAUAAGAUCACCAAUGCUGUGGAAAGAGAAGCAGUUGAAGGCAUGAUUAACAAUUUCGGACAAGUUCCUUCACAAUUGAUGCGAGAACCUCAUCCUCGUCGCCUAACUCAGGAAGAAACCUCUAUCAAACUUUUACGGGCCGAAUUAAAACGUCCUGAUUUAACACAUUUUCUUGAUAAGGUUGUACAAUAUUACUGCGAGAUUUCCACACCCAAAGAUCCUAUUGUCUAUUUGAGUCCACCAAGAUCACCACCGCGUUCAUUUUUACAACUUAGUCCCGAUAUGCUGGUAAGCAUUUCCAAAUCAUGUAUACUGGGUUGUAAUUCUUGGAUGUCUUAUGAUAAGGAUAGAGGUUUCUUGCUGGAAAUCGAUGCCACCACCACAAAUAUGAAAAACCGUAAACGCAUAUUUGGCCCCUUACAUCCCUCACAAAUGCCCCACUCUCAAAUGUUUGCCAUUAGUACAGAUGGCAAACUGUUGUAUGCUGGCGGCAUAUGGGAUAAUUCCCUAAGGGUUUAUAGUUUGCACAAAGGCAAAACUUUGGCCUCAGUAACCAGACAUUUAGAUAUUAUCACUUGUCUGGCUUUGGAUAAUUGUGGCUCUUAUUUGGUGACUGGUUCUAGGGAUUGCACUUGCAUUAUCUGGAGUAUUCAGGGUACUCAUGCUGGUGCUAAUAACAACUCAUCCAAUAUUCCCGUACAUGCUUUAACCAGUCAAUCGAAUCUACAAUCCAUAAUGCAAUUUAAUACCCUAAAUAGUUUUUCACCCAAACCCUUGACUACCUUAUACGGCCAUGACGAUUCCAUAUCUAGUGUAGCCAUUUACACAGAAUUAGAUAUGGUGGUAUCGGGAUCAUUGGACGGCACUGUUAAUGUUUAUACCAUACAAGAUGGCCAAUUUGUUCGCACUUUAAAACCCAUUGGUUGUACAGAGUUUUGUGUACAGAUAUCGUAUGUAACUGUUUCAUAUCAUGGCCAUAUUGCAUUUAGUGCUUUGGAUGAUACAUCUCAUUCCGUACAUGUUUAUAGCAUUAAUGGCACCAGUUUGGGUUCGAAAUAUGUAUCUGGUCGUGUUACGGGUUUGGCAACAGCAUCCGAUUACUUAGUUGUAGCCGAUGAUGCCGGUGAUGUAACAUUGAGUCGAUUGCAUGGAUUAAAGCCGGUAUUUGACAUACCGCUACAUGUGCCCGUACAAACAGUGAUCGUAACACCGGGCAACACACACAUCUUGGCACCGUUACGUGAUGGACGUUUAGCUGUAGUCGCUGUUCAUUUACCUGUAGGUAUUAAAAAACACUCUGUUCUCAAUGUAUAGGUACAGUGUGAAGAUGAUGAACCGGGCGAGCUAACUCAAACUAAGAUCAGCUAAAGAACGAAAACGAAUUGGUUCAACGAAUGGUUUUAAUUUUCAAUUUUAAUUUAUCUAAAAAAAACUACUUUUUUUAUUCUUGAUUAAUCUACUUAUGCUUACAUAAAUAUUUAAUAGGUACAUUUAAAGUCAUUAGCUUGGUUGGAAUAUUAGCAAAUGGGGGAUUUAACUGUUUGGUGUUUUCCCCAUUUGUUUGAUUAUUUUAACAUUUUAGACAAACAAUUAGUAACACACUCAUUAACAUUUAUCGCAUAAUAAUUUUAAGUUACACGUUUUUAGCUCUGUGUGUUUUAAUUUAUAACUAAAAAAGGAAAAACAUAGUAAAACACCUUUCAAACAAUUGUCAAUUAUACAUAUAUUCAACCAAAAACAAAAAAAAAGCAGAACUUUAAACAAAAUUUAUUAGCUUAGUUAAUUAAAAUAUUCAUUUGGUCAAGUCAAUUAAACAAAAGUAGUUAGUAACUGUCAGUUCCUCUAGGUGGCAAGAAAAGUGAGUCAGAAGAUUGUGCAUGGAAAUCAUUCCAGAAUAAUUUUUUGAUUCAUUUUUCUUUCGACAGAGAGGAACUGACAAUAAUAAUUUGUUCAAAUCAAUUAAACAAAAAUAUAGUUAGUUUAUAUUUUGGUUUAAUUGAUUUGUUCAAAUUAUUACCUAUUUAAUAUUACUGUCUGUUCCUCUAUGACGAAAGAAUUGUGUGACGAAUGAAUUUGAAUUUCUUUCGUCAAACUUUUCUUUCUUCAUAGAGGAACUGUUAGUAAAAGCACCAAUGUACGUUCAAAUAUGUUUGACGAUAUGCUUGAUGAUCAAGUAUUCUUGACGUUUAAUGGCUUGAUAAUAAUAAUCGUAUGACAAUCUGAUAAAAAUCAGAAAAUAUUUUGGUUUUAUUACGAAACAAAAUCUAAAUUUUAAAAUACAUUUUAAGUCAUCAAACCUAAUCAAACUUCGUCAAGCAUGUCUUCAAAUAUAUUUGAUCUUAUGGUGUCUUAACAUCUUACGGCUGAAAAUCUAUAUCUUUUCAAAAUCUCUGACCUUCUCAUAUAUGUAGUAAUUUGUCCAAGUUCUGGUAGCUUAUCAAUUUUGAUAAACUGCUGAUUUGGGAUCAUUUGACCACAUAUAUGAGAAAGUUAAAAGAAUUAGUCCUAAAAGGGUUUUGCAAGUUCCAAUU
This is a messenger RNA of Calliphora vicina (urban bluebottle blowfly), 9613 nucleotides long. Its product is annotated as neurobeachin-like protein 1. The record is from RefSeq and is a predicted model, not a curated record. Gene Ontology annotation, biological process: intracellular protein localization. The coding region runs from base 123 to 8396 and encodes 2757 amino acids. The transcript has 32 exons. Gene Ontology annotation, molecular function: protein kinase binding. Gene Ontology annotation, cellular component: cytosol; membrane. NCBI's taxonomy places the organism in Eukaryota, Metazoa, Arthropoda, Insecta, Diptera, Calliphoridae.